GCGGUCUUCACGGCCUGUCUAUUUGCUCUACUUGCGACCUAGACUUCUCCGUCUUCAAUUAUAUGGCUAGGCUACCAACAGAAACACUAAGCUCUGAAUUAAAGACUCUAAGUCCGAAUUUUGGAGAAUCCUUAAAACGUACACUUAAAGAUAUCUAUCGAGGUAGAUGUAUCGUCGCCCCGGCGCGCGCUACACCUCCACCCUCGGACCCGCCACAAUUGUCGGCGGCUCGAAUAACGAUUGACAUUGGUAAUCCGGAAACAGAACUCUUGAUACCAGAAUUGUUCACCCCCCCAUUUCCGGGCGCAAGUCCGUCCGACGUUUUCGGGAGCAUCCUUACUUCUUACACAAAUAAGAUCACGCGCUUCGUCCACAAAAGGGACGCGAAGCAAUUCAUUGUAUUCGCUGGCGCCAUCUGCUCGUCGCGGAUGUUGCAGUGGCAAUAUAAUCCUGAAGCUGGCUGGGCAUUUUCGUAUAGGAACCACGUUGACAGCCAUGAAAACCUUAUGAUAACCGGUCGUUUAGAGGACACAACGAUUGGAAAUCUCUUCGUCGUGAGAACACAAGACCGGGUUGACCUUCGAGCCCUUAUCGCGAUUCUCCAGUGCCGGCGGUGGUCUGCCGAGGGCUUCAACACCUUAGUUAUUGCCACAGCCUCCGAAUACGUUGUUAGAGCCGUCUCAUGGCAGUUGAGAAUAUGGCUGUAUUAUGGCUGGAGAUGUCCAACCACAGGGGGGGUUCCUGACAAUAGCGACUUAUGGGAAAUAUUCCUCUCCGAGCUUGACAAAUGCUACUCGGAAGGCUUGAAUGUGAAGAUUUGGCAAAUCCCAAGCCGAAUGACCCAAAAGGUGAAUAGGGCCGCGUGGACUGCAAUAGAGGGCUGAAGGAAUGUAGAGCAUUGUGAAGCCAUUGGGUUAAAGUCCGAUAUCCCUUGGAUGGGCAUGGUAAUUCCACACGAAGUUGCCAUCGAUCAUUACUCUCUAGGGGCCUGAGUCUCUCACCUCUCCGCAUAAUUACGCAGAGCAGCUGCGAUGCGAGUACCGCACAUCGCCAUUAAUAGCUAUAUUAGUCAGUAGUUCGAUAGGUAUCCUAUCGAGCUGAAUAAAGCUGGCCGAGGGUGUAACACUGGUGCCUCGGGAAGGAUGCGAAGUGCUUACAGUACCGUCCUUCUACCCCAUAAAAUAUGCCAUAAGCUGAUGUGCGGCUACGAGCUAGGGGGUUUGGUGUAAUAUUAAUUAGCUAGUUCGUCCUUUCGGCUUUUGCGCAUGUCUAUUGCACUCUGUUGACUCUGUACACUCUGUAGUUCAAGUACGGAUUGGUGACAAA
Annulohypoxylon maeteangense is the source of this 1326-nucleotide messenger RNA. RefSeq lists its product as uncharacterized. NCBI's taxonomy places the organism in Eukaryota, Fungi, Ascomycota, Sordariomycetes, Xylariales, Hypoxylaceae. The coding region runs from base 63 to 884 and encodes 273 amino acids. The record is from RefSeq and is a predicted model, not a curated record. The transcript has a single exon. Gene Ontology annotation, molecular function: nucleic acid binding.